This is a messenger RNA of Jatropha curcas, 643 nucleotides long. NCBI's taxonomy places the organism in Eukaryota, Viridiplantae, Streptophyta, Magnoliopsida, Malpighiales, Euphorbiaceae. The record is from RefSeq and is a predicted model, not a curated record.
UAAGUAAGGGGUAAACAUUUGGUUUGUUCAAUCAUUAUUAAAACUAAAAUGACCCCGAAAGUUUCUCGACCCUUUAAAAUGCUUUGAGAACGACAGGUAUUGAAGUAAACGCAACAAUGGAAUAUAAGCAUUUACUUGAUCUCCAGCGAAAUCUGAUUCUUUCUAGAAGUGAAGAUGCUAAUCGAGGUUUCUUGGCAAUCCCUUGUGUGACUGACCUUUUGAAAGCUGGUAUUGACUUCGCCGUCGGAGAAACGGAGGCACUAGUGAAGAUCACAUUCAGAAAUGGGAUAUUGACUGUUCCACCAUUACUAGUUCUAGAAAAUGCAGAAUCUUUAAUUCGCAACCUUGUUGUAUAUGAGCAAUGUGACAAGAGUCUAAGAGCUAAGAUCACAGGUUAUUUUGCAUUUCUUGACAAUCUUAUCAAGUCAAGCGAAGAUGUUGAGUAUCUCAGAGAAAAAUGAAUAGUAAAUUUCUACUUGAGUGCAGAGGAGGUAUCUAGUUUCUUCAACAGACUAUACGAUUAUGCUCAUAUUGAAAAUUAUCCUUACAGAAAAAUUUCUGACGAAGUCAAUGCAUAUUAUAAAUCUCGGUGGCCUCAAUGGCGAGCAAUGUUAUUAAGAGAUAUUUUCAAUACUUCUUGCUC